Messenger RNA from Dermatophagoides pteronyssinus (European house dust mite), 3276 nucleotides. It is a transcript of the gene Mtp, whose product is annotated as microsomal triacylglycerol transfer protein. Gene Ontology annotation, cellular component: Golgi apparatus; endoplasmic reticulum; basolateral plasma membrane. The record is from RefSeq and is a predicted model, not a curated record. Gene Ontology annotation, molecular function: lipid binding. Gene Ontology annotation, biological process: lipoprotein metabolic process. Lineage: Eukaryota; Metazoa; Arthropoda; Arachnida; Sarcoptiformes; Pyroglyphidae.
UUAUUAUUAUCGGUCAUGAAAAGUGAAAAUUAUUCAUCCAUAAAAAUUACUGAUCAUUGUGAUCAACAACAUUCAUUUGUCUUUGAUUUACCAAUAAUAUUCGAUUCUUCACACAAAUCUAUACACUGUUACGGUGGAAAAACAUUGUUUUCAUCAAAAAUUUUUAUUUUUAUUACUAUUGUUAUUGCUUUGAUACUGAAAGCUCCAUCCGGUCAAUGUCAUGGAUCAUUACCUGGUCUUAAAUAUCAUUAUGAAUAUUAUACAAAUAUUAUUUUAAAUAAUAAUGAUAAUUUGGAACCGGCUGGAUUUCGUGCUAAAGGACAAUUAUCAUUGGAAAAUGUUUGGCAAGAUAAACAUGGUUAUCUGGCUUUAAUCGAAUUAUAUCAAUUUAAAUUUCAACCAAGAGAAUCAUCUUCAACUGAAAGGUUUUUCGGUACCAAUUCUGCAAAUGUUGAUCAUAAUUGGCCACCAGUUUUAGUACAUAUCAAUGGUCAUGAUGGUCAUCUACAAAAUUUAUAUGUUGAAAAAUCUCAGGAUAAUCGCCAUCAUUUGAUUGAGCCAAUACAAUUAAAUUUAAUUGUUUCGAUUAUGAAUGCACUUCGUAAUCGUCGUGAUCAAAAUACUGAAAAUCAGAUACUGCCAUAUGAAUGGGAACUACAAGGACGGCAUUUGAUUCGGCGUAAAUCGUCUAAAUCCGAAUUACUAGAAGAUUCUGGUAAAUAUUCAUUAUUGGCACCAGCGAUUACGGAUAAUUGGGAAAUUGAUUCGAAAUUGGCUGCUGAUCAUGACAUUUCUGAACAUGUAAAAGGCUGGCAAAAUGUUACUUUGGAAUCGAAAAUCUAUCCAAAUGCACAUUCAAAAUUGUUUGUCGAUUUUGAAUUGAAAUUGAUCGAUCAGGAUAAGGAUAAUUCAGAAAUCGUUUCAACAUUAUCAAAAGCUGAAAGUAUUUCACAAGCUGUAUAUUUGUUCGGACAUCAUAUACGUUCAAAACCGAUGGCUUCAAUAGGUCCCAGUCAUUUUCAAGCUGAACGUAAACCAUGUCAACCACAUUUUUGUCAAUCAUUGUCCGAAUUUAUUCAAGAAUAUAAACGUUCAUUAGCAGAAGAUCAUUCAUUGGCUACGAAUUCUAUGUCGGUAGCAUUUCUUCGUCUGUUGAAUUAUAUUCGAAUAAAUUCUCACAAAAUUAAUCGUAAAGAUGUGGCUAAAUUAUUGCAACAAUUAGAAAAAUCCCGUGAAAAUGAUGGUAAUGUUUGGAGUACAUUGAUGGAUACGAUUGCCGCUAGCCGUCAUGGUGAUGCUAUGCUUGCUGCUUUAGAUCAUCUGAAUCUACCAAAAUGUCAAGGUAAUGAUCGCGUGAGUGAUUGUGAACGAUUUCUAGUCGUAAUGGCUAUUUCCGGAUCAACUGUCGCAAAUAUGGGCUCAUCUUAUGUAGCAGAACAUAGCCUAAGUGUAGAACAAAUAUUGGAUUUAUUUGUUCCAUUAUUGAGUGAUGAAUCAUGGGCCGAUCAUCGUGUUCGACAUUCAUUUGCAAUGACCAUUUCCACAUUGUUACAUUCAUAUCAAACUUAUGUGAAAACAAUAGCCUCUGAAAACAAUCAAUCAAUCAUUGCUGAUCAUAUACCAUAUGAAUCUAGUCGUAUGACAUUACAUCAUCAUUCUAGUCCAACACAAUUUGUCGAUGUUUCACCUGAAUCAACCGUAAAAGAUGAUAAACCUGAAUUGAAAUCUCAAGAUCAUGAUCGUCGACAUCAUCAGCAAAAAUUACAGCAAGUUUCGGAAAAAAUUAUCAAACAUUUACAACGUGAUUUGGAUAGCUGUAAAGAUGUUGAAUGUCGAAUCGUUUAUUUGCAUGCAUUAGGCAAUACUCGUAUUAUUUCAAAAUUUGGAAUGCUAAAUACAUUUAAACGUUAUGUGAUCAAUGGCAGAAAACGAGAAUCUGUAGCAGCAAUGCGUGCUAUGUAUGAUUGUGUGAAAACAGAAUUCGAAUCAAAUACUGUAGAUAUAAAUGAAAAAUUAUCCAUACGUUUACGGCAAUUAUUGGUUCGUAUCGUAUAUGAUUCGAAUUUGGAAACAACAGCCCGUUUGAUUGCAUCGGAAUUAUUGGCAAAUGUUGUUGAUCGACAAGGUGAUAUAACCAUUGAACUAAUAAAACAUUUAGAUAAAUUUCCAUCAGAAUUGGCAACAAUGAUUUGGAAACGAGCUGUAAAAAAUGUAUUGCUAAAACGUCGUCAAAAUCGUUUACCCGGUGUUAAAACAGAAAAUUGGCAUCUGCAUUCGAAAAUUUUAUCCGGAUCUUCUGCAUCAUUCAGAUAUGUAAUGGGUGGAACUGGCUAUGCAAAUGCUUCUUAUGGUGUUUUUCUUGAAUUAUUGAAAGGAAAACUACCAAAAGAAACAUCAUUCAAUGUGGAUAUUAGUCGUGGUGAUCAAAUGCAUCAGGAAAUUAUUAAUGUUGGUCUGUUUGCACGAGGUUUACAAUCAUUUGCUGGUGAAUCGGAUGAUAACAAUGGAAAUGAUGAACAAGAAAUGUCCACUCAAUCAUCGUCUGAUGAAGAAGAAUCAACAAUGGCCGGUAUGACAUUACAUGUAUUGGGACAACAAUUACGGCCAUUGAUAUUUUUCCGUUCAACUUCGGAAUUGAUGGGACAUGUUUGGUCAGGUGCUGGAUCAGAACCAACAAGCGUUUUUCGUGCCAAUUUAUUGCUUGCCGAUUAUUUGGAUGUUAAACCAUUGAUCAAUGGAUUUCUAGUUGAACAAACAUUAAAAGGUGUAUUUUCCAUUGAUCUUAAUGGUGAAAUACAGAUCUCAAUAUGGAAUCGAAAUUCUCAUUCAAAUGUUCAAACUAAAGGUGCCAUAUUGUUUCAAGGAUCUCAGGAAAUUUAUGCAGCAACUGAUCGUACAAAAACUUCGGCAAGAAAAAUGUUUUCAUUUGGUGCCGAAGCGCAGCUAAAUUUCAUAACCGAUUUUGAUUUCUAUUCAUCACCAUAUCGGAUAUGCAUACAGAUUACGCAACCGGAAUUUAUUUUCAGACAUAAUACUCGAAAAUAUGAACAAGUUCAUUCUGAUCAUCUACAUCGUCGUAUACAUCGACGUUCAUACAAAAUUCCGGCCAAAUCAUAUAUGUUAAAUCGUGAUAAUAGUGAAAUGUGUGCUUUGAUGAACGGAAACGAUAAUGAUGGUGGUGGUGGUGGUGGCCAAGAGGAUAAUUUUUUCAGUUUUGAUUAAUAAAUUAGUUAAUAAUUUUCAAUUCUUAUUAUAUUUUUUUUAAAUAUUAUAAAC